Molecule: messenger RNA, 1558 nt
Organism: Osmia bicornis bicornis
Lineage: Eukaryota; Metazoa; Arthropoda; Insecta; Hymenoptera; Megachilidae
Product: TLR4 interactor with leucine rich repeats-like
Exons: 2
Coding region: 97-1422 (441 amino acids)
Cellular component (GO): extracellular matrix
Molecular function (GO): protein binding
Source: RefSeq, a predicted model, not a curated record
AUAUAAGAAAGCGACAGGAAAGAUUUCGUUUAGUCGUAUUCGACGUUCCGAAGUAGAUGUACUUCGCAUUUCAUCGUAUUUGAACAAGCUACGAAGAUGUUGGCUGCGGUGACAAUACUAAUUCUUUCGCCGCUAUUGGUACUGGGAAAUUUCUUUGAAUACGUGGAUUACCCGAUUAUUUGCAACAACGAGACUUUAACGUUUAAAGGUUCCUGUAUGGGUACAAUUCCAGCUAAUUUUAUCGAAUCUCCCAGUCUGAGAUGUGUAAGCAUUGUAAACAGUGAUAUCAGUUCUUUGGAGGAGGGCUCCUUUGAUGGACUGCCAAAUUUGAUUUAUCUAAAUCUUGAAGGAAAUUUGAUUCCUCCGGAUAAAUUAUUCUCUUUCGGUAACAUUUUAAACAUCACGGCAUUGAGUCUCAAUGAUCAGAGGACGAACAGUUAUUACGAUACAGUAUUGCAAGUGAACACCGUGUAUCCUAGACUUCUAUAUUUGAAUUUGAGGAAUACUAAGAUCUCGAGGAUAACAAACACCGUGAUUAAUCCUUUUCCAAAAUUAUCGUAUCUGGAUCUUUCGAACAAUCAAUUCUCCUCGUUCAAUUUCAUACAAUUGUGGAACAACUCACUUACGUAUUUGAAUCUUAACCGCAAUCAAAUUUCAAAGAUUUCCCUCGAUGACUUAAACAAAUUGAUAUCGCUUAACCUGGUUGAUAAUGCCAUUAAAAGUAUAGGCGAUGGUUAUGAUCUUGAUCUGUGGGGGCUGAGUAGUUUAGAACAUCUUUCCAUAGCGAAUAAUCGAAUAAAUUUUAUUAGCGAAACGGCAUUCAACCACACGGUUAAGCUUCGAUACUUAAAUAUGUCUGAUAAUGCUUUGACAGCGUUUAGUCCUAGAUUAUUUACAACUUUGACCUCUCUGGAAGUUCUUAUAUUGGAUAAUAAUAACUUUAACAAUAUCCCACUAAUAAUGUCAUCGAACAUAACAACGUUGUCGAUGAAUUGUAACAAUAUCACCUAUUUAAUGUCAAGCUCGUUGGAGACGUUACCCCAUCUGAGAAAGUUGUCUUUAGCCGGAAACAGGAUUUCGAACAUUUACCCUGCAACGUUUAAAUCUCAAGUGUUGCUGGAGGAAUUAUAUUUAAACGAUAACGAGCUGAAUCAGUUGUCAAAAAGCUGUUGUCAGUCUAUGAAGAAACUUCGAUAUUUGAAUUUAUCGGGCAACAAAUUUACUUCGAUUGAAUCUGUUCUUGAUUUGGCUAACGACGCUUUGAAAGAGGUUUACCUGGACGGUAACCCUAUUAUGUACAUCGAAACAGGUAUGCUGAAAUCAGUAUCAGAAAAUGUGACGAUUUAUCUGAACAUGAACAUGCCACGACCGCCGAGAUUCUGUAGACGCUCAGAUUCUGAUUAUGGCGUACCAGUAUAUUGAAUUUUGAAAGAGAAUAUAUAGAACAAUAUUAUAUCGGAUCAUGUAUCAAUAAUACGACAUAUUCGAUUAUAUUCGAAUAUCAAUUAAUAUUCAAACUGUAAUAUUAUAACAAUAAAUAUAUAAUAAUCUUAUAAUA